Molecule: messenger RNA, 270 nt
Organism: Peronospora matthiolae
Lineage: Eukaryota; Oomycota; Peronosporomycetes; Peronosporales; Peronosporaceae
Source: the annotation of a GenBank genome assembly
AUGCCCGAUUUUAGGAUGAGCGAUUCGUCGUACUUUGACGCUCCAGACGUGAGUCUGGAGCACGCGACUUUUCCCCGUCUCACUGGUGUUGAGUGGGAUGCCAUAAAUCGCCUCGCGGCGAUAUCUGGAGAGGCAAUCGUUGUGUCGCUGAUGAAACCAGCGACUCCUGAUGGACAGCGUCUCCCCAUACUUGACUACGAGGCUCGCGAGAUCGCCGAAUCCAAUCGGCGAGGUUUAACUUUCUCGCGGACUUCACGGAACAUGCCGUGA